Messenger RNA from Pimephales promelas (fathead minnow), 401 nucleotides. NCBI's taxonomy places the organism in Eukaryota, Metazoa, Chordata, Actinopteri, Cypriniformes, Leuciscidae. The record is from RefSeq and is a predicted model, not a curated record.
UGGUAUUGUGCUGGUCUGGGAGUGAGUCCGUGAUUUGGUGUAGACGUGAAACAUCUUUAGUUGAGUUCUGGGUAAGACACCGAUGUGAAGAAGAAGAGAUUUGAGAAAAGAAGAGGAACAGAACUGGUAAAGUUUGAAGGAUUGUUCUGUGGGUUCCUGCCAUGGAGACUUCGUAUGACGACACUGAAGAUGAGCGGCAGGACAGGCGAGGUUGUUUCGAGUGCUGCAUUAAGUGUCUGGGAGGCGUGCCGUACGCGUCUCUGCUGGCCACCAUCUUGUGUUUCUCCGGAGUGGCUCUGUUCUGCGGAUGUGGACACGUCGCUCUCACGGGAACUCUCACUAUCCUGGAGAACCACUUCUCCCGCAUCACCGCCGACCACGCCAUGCUGACCGACAUGUGA